This is a messenger RNA of Ochlerotatus camptorhynchus, 1905 nucleotides long. It is a transcript of the gene Task7, whose product is annotated as TWIK-related acid-sensitive K[+] channel 7. Bases 639 to 1658 code for a protein of 339 amino acids. Lineage: Eukaryota; Metazoa; Arthropoda; Insecta; Diptera; Culicidae. The record is from RefSeq and is a predicted model, not a curated record. Gene Ontology annotation, molecular function: potassium ion leak channel activity; outward rectifier potassium channel activity. The transcript has 3 exons. Gene Ontology annotation, biological process: potassium ion transmembrane transport; stabilization of membrane potential. Gene Ontology annotation, cellular component: plasma membrane.
CAGUGCACAGCAUGCAAUCGCACAAGAAGCACGUGUACCGAACCAAAACAAAAUUCGGAGCAUAACUUUAUCCCCGGAGAUGCUCUCUCGCGCAUCCUCUCGCAAUCCUUAUCACCUACGCAACAGCAUGUAAUGCCCUUCGCGCUGUCAAAAACUAAAAAUUAUCCUGCUGUGAAUUGUGUCAAAUGGAAAAGAAAGUUCUACUAGUAAUCAUAACAUUCACCUAAAUCGAAGAGGAAAAUUGCCAACAAACUGUACUUUACUAGAACAAAACUUAUCCAAAGUAGUGUAUUUGCAAUGAAACAUUGAUAGAGUUCAAAAUAGCUGUGAAAUUAACGAGCAAACAUUCCCUUGAAGCCUUCAAUUCCAGUUCUGCAAACGAACAGCAAUAACGCGACGAUACUAUAGACAGUAGCAUCAUCAAAACAUUGUUAAGCCAUAUAGAUUUUAGUCAAUCAUAGCAAAAUUGAUUCACACGGGACCAAUCGGACGAAGAUGAGCAAGAAGCCACCCUCGCAACGCUGCUAAGGAACAAAGAAUCAUCCGCUUCCAUCAAUCGCUCUAUUCCCCUAGUACCUACUAGAAGGAAGGGGGUCGGGUGCCAAAGGAGGAAGUGAAAGAGGAAAGUCGGGAGAACCAUGAAACGGCAAAACAUUCGAACACUUUCGCUGGUGGUGUGCACGUUCACUUAUCUCCUGAUAGGAGCGGCCGUAUUUGAUGCCCUCGAGUCGGAAACAGAAGCCCGACGGUGGGAGUUUUUGAAGAAUGUCAAAGCCACCUUCGUGGCCAAGUACAACAUAACCCCGGAGGACUACCACAUGAUCGAGAUCGUCAUCACGGAGAACAAACCGCACAAAGCGGGACCGCAGUGGAAGUUUGCCGGAGCAUUUUACUUUGCCACCGUGGUGCUAGCCAUGAUCGGUUACGGUCACUCGACACCGGUGACCAUCGGUGGCAAAGCCUUCUGCAUGGCCUACGCGAUGGUCGGCAUUCCCCUGGGGCUGGUCAUGUUCCAGAGCAUCGGUGAACGACUGAACAAGUUCGCUUCCGUUGUCAUACGGCGAGCGAAAAAGUACCUCCGCUGUCAGCAAACGGAAGCGACCGAGAUGAAUCUGAUGUUGGCUACCGGGUUGCUGUCGUCGGUCAUCAUCACGACUGGCGCUGCAGUCUUCUCCAAAUACGAGGGAUGGUCCUACUUUGAUAGUUUCUACUACUGUUUCGUUACAUUAACGACAAUUGGAUUCGGGGACUACGUGGCACUGCAGAACGACCAAGCUUUGAUCAACAAGCCGGGAUACGUAGCCCUGAGCUUGGUAUUUAUCUUGUUCGGACUGGCCGUCGUAGCUGCCAGCAUCAAUUUGCUGGUACUGAGAUUCAUGACCAUGAACGCCGAAGACAUCCGGCGGGACGAAGCCGAAAUGCAAUCGUCGGUGGAUGGCCUGAACUACGAAUGCGAAUCCACCGGGAAGCUACUCUCCUGUGCCAACCUGAACAACUACUGUUCGGAAAUCGAAGAGGAAGACACGUCGGUGUGCUCCUGCACCUGUUUGGGUGGGAACAGCUUCACGACGCAUGAGAACGAGUUUCUGCUCGAUCAGGGUUACCAUCCGGCCGAUAUCAUUACCAGUACCAUAAGCCUGAAGCGAAUGUCGAUAUGAAUAACCUAAUUGCCAAAUUUGAAUUUAAACAAAUAGCUAGUAGAUUAUUCCCAUUUUCGGCGAGUUCAAAACAAAAUUUGAAUUUAACGGAACUCCGGCAUCUGGAGUCCGAACUUAUAGGACGCAUAGAAUCGACCGAAAGGGCCAUCAGAACCAAUAAUAUUCCACUAAAAUACGAUAUAAAAAUUUCAAUAUCCUUAGACAUAAGUUACGUGCUACAUUCUAAAUUGCUGUACAAUUUCAUCGU